This is a messenger RNA of Paralichthys olivaceus (Japanese flounder), 2491 nucleotides long. RefSeq names its product guanine nucleotide-binding protein G(I)/G(S)/G(O) subunit gamma-4. The record is from RefSeq and is a predicted model, not a curated record. Gene Ontology annotation, molecular function: G-protein beta-subunit binding. Gene Ontology annotation, cellular component: heterotrimeric G-protein complex. Gene Ontology annotation, biological process: G protein-coupled receptor signaling pathway. Lineage: Eukaryota; Metazoa; Chordata; Actinopteri; Pleuronectiformes; Paralichthyidae.
GAUCGUCACACGGAGGUUUCCCCCCCUCGCUUGCAUGCGUAACCGCCUCUCCGAAUCCAGUCGCGGUUUCUGUGCCAGGACCUCGCCGCCUGGAUCAUCUUCCUCCGCCGGGGAGCGCACGACUCUGCGCCGCUGAGAGAGGAGGUCUUUUUCAUCUCCAGAGAAAAGAGGAGAAGCGAGGCUGGGAUUUCCUCCUAUCAUUUCACAUUUGACAGAUCAUCUUCUAGCGUGUGUGUGUGUGUGAGAGAGGGGGCUUUUUUUUCUCCCUGUGUGUGUGUAUGUGUGUGCGUGUGUGUGUGUGUUGGGUGGAGUCAACCCGGAAUUCUCUAAAUUGGAAAUCCGCUGGCACAUUUCAGGAGCAUCAUGAAGGACGGUAUCGCCAACAACAGCACGGCCAGCAUCUCCCAAGCCAGGAAAGCUGUGGAGCAGCUGAAGAUGGAGGCCUGCAUGGAUAGGAUAAAGGUGUCCAAAGCAGCUGCAGACCUGAUGGCGUACUGUGACGCGCACAUACGUGAGGACCCCCUCAUCGUGCCCGUCCCCGCCUCAGAGAACCCUUUCCGGGAGAAGAAGUUCUUCUGCACCAUCCUCUGAUGACCUGCGAGGGGCGCACAAGUGCAGGCAUGGCGUUGCCUGGCUUCUCUGUCUUCACCACACCUGAAGCUACUGGCCACAGGCGUUGAGUUGAGUUUUGCCCCAGCGGACACUCUGUUGUUGGUCAGCUCUGUCCUGGUGGCUGAAGGUUUUGGGGGAGUCAGCUACCAAACUGGCAACCCGGCGAGCGUAUCAUGUCUUGUUAAAUAGGUUUGUUAUUGCUUUGUUAUUAGAGAACAGCCUUGCUCAGUGCUUAAUGAGAUGAGAGAUGUUUUUUUCCCUUCUUUUCUUUUAUUGUGCUAGAUCUUAACAUGUCUCAGGAAACAGAAAUUUGCCCAGUGUUUACUUCUUUUUAAACAUUUAGUCCCUUUCUCCGAUUCUGAAUGAAAAAACAUUAAUCUUUGUAUUAAAUUGAACAUCUGAACACAUUAGCAGGAACGCCUACUGUACUGAAAUGUGAUUUCUGGUUUCUGUUUCAAUUAGCCUCCAGAGUCACCAACAAUUAACCUGCUCCUUUUAGUGCUGGAACAGAAACCUUAUCUGGAACACUAAUUGAUUUCAGUUUGUGCGAACUGCGCUUGUGAUAAGAAGCGGCUGCACGUCGCCUCUGCUGCAAAUAAAUAAACAGACCCUCUGCUUAUUGAAAGGUGCAGAGCUAAUGUUUCAACAGCGAGACGAGUUCUUCAGGGUUAUCACUGUGCAAACAACCCUUAAGUCAAAAAUUAUUUAUGAAUCUGCCGCCUCCUUUCCCCAGGUCCGCUUUAAUGCACUCCACCUUUACUGCUCUAUUUGAUUUACUCCUCAUACGUUUCAUCCACUUUAAAUCAGAGACACUAUCAGUCCAUCCUUUUGCAGGAUAUCUUAACUUUCUCAUUUGUUUGCUGGGCAUGUUUCCUGAGCCUGAUUCUCUUUGCCUGUCCUAGAGUGAAUGGCACGGCCUUUGACAUUAUUGCCAAACCAAGAGGCCUGCAUGUUUCUCUGCUCCUUUUUGACAGCCUCCUGUGUUUCCGAGAGACUGUCGGGUCUUUUAGAGUGUACAGUAUGUUACAGUGCCAACUUCUGUGAGAGCAGCGUGAUCCUCACACUGUGGUCACACAGCCUUCUUUUCUGUUUUUGUUUAGUUUUUGAACAAAAAGCACACUGUCGAAAAACGUUUCCUUUACCUGGUAGUUGAAUAGCAUUUGCUGAUUUUUACGAUGAAUUGUUAUGAUCGUUAUUAAUAUUGUUAUUAUCAGUAGUAUUAUUGAAUAUUUGUUGCAUAGCACUUACAGCUACAUGACGUGUAGUGCUAAUGAGCUUGUAUGAUACUUAGGAAAGGAAACAUUUAUAAAUCAUGCAAUUAUUGAUACUAUCUGAGUAUUUUUUAAAAACAACGCUAAGGGUCGGUUUACAUUAUAUGAUCCCUUCGGUGGUUUAGACUUUUGCAUCAUCGUUUCUGUAAAAUUAAAAUAAAAUUCCUCUUGGUACUUGAACUAGCAUUAGGAAUCAAACUCGGAUACUGGUCUAUCACCAACUCAAACUAUUGGACUCAAAUUGUUUUCAGGAGAAUUACUAUUGUUAUUAUUUCCUGUGUGAACAACCUGAGACUGACCUCAGGACGCUCUCACUGACCUCAUCGUAAGGAUGGUGCCAAUUCUGAAACAAGAAAUAUAACAGCUAGAGAUGAAUAUUGCAUGGAUUUAUUUCUAUCUAUAACAGAGAGAACUAUUAUGAAAUGAAAUAUUGCCUCUUCAUUGAAUUUUCUGGGUGCUACUCUGCACAGAAUAAUCUCAUUGGAGUGCGGAUAUGUCGUGCAGCUGUAUUCAUGAAUGGUAUUAUUGUUUUGGGAAACAAUAGCAAUUAAAUAGCAGGCUUUGUAAAAUCCUACUUUGGAUCAAAUGAAUUAAAGGAAAAGGGCAAC